UCGAUGACGCUUACACUAAAUACGGCUCGUCACUUCCGGCCGAGAGAAAUGGCGGGUGACGGAGCCAGAAUGGCGGAUCUCGAGGAUGGAGAGCUGGAGUCUGAUCACGAGUCUGAUAUGCGGGAUGCUGCAGAGGAGCGAGUGCAGGUCUCAUCUUUUCAGAGCAGAGGUCCAUCUUCGAGCACCGCCUCCGUCACGGGAUACCGCAACUGCAAGAACCCCGGCUCCAGCGAGUCCGACUCCGACUCUGAGGACGAGGCCGUGCGCUGGAGGCAGAAGCGGCUCAAGUGUUCGAGUCUCCCAGUCCCGGUCCCGGUCCCGGUCCAGGCCGGCGCCGCUCGCAGGGUCAACAACAUCUGGGGCUCGGUGGUGCAGGAGCAGAGCCAGGAGGCGGUCGCAGCGGAGCUGGGCAUCCUGGGCAUGGAGGCGGGCGUCAGCAUGAGCAGUCGCCAGAGCGAGACCUAUAACUACGUCCUGGCCCGUAAGAUGAUGGAGAAGGAGCGUGGAGAGGAGGAGGAGGGCUUGAAGAGCAUGCUGGACGAGGAGCUGGAGGGGUACAUGCAGAGAGGAGGCGCACCGAGAGAGGAGUGUCUGAAGAGGAAGCGUUCGGCCAAGGAGAGGCUGGGCACACGGGCUGAGAUGGACAUCAAGGGGCGAUACGAGAUCACGGAGGACGACCCUGACGAGAAAGUGAUUGAUGAGAUCGCACACAGACUCAUGGAGCCAAAGAAGGAUCUAAUGGAGCGUGUGGUGAGAGUUAUCGGGAAAAAGAAAGCCAUCGAGCUUCUGUCGGAGACGGCAACAAUUGAGCAAACUGGAGGUCUCUACACUGUGGAUGGCAGUAGGAGACGGACACCUGGUGGAGUAUAUCUGAACUUGCUGAAGAACACACCCAGCAUCUCUGACGGGCAGGUGAAGGAGAUCUUUUAUGAGGAGAACCAGAAAGAGAACAACAGCAAAAAGGCUGCUAAGAAGCGACGGAAGCAAAUUGUAGCAAAGAAGAUGAAGCAAGCCAUCAACACGCUCAAUCUGCAGGAAGAGGACGACGUCUCGCGGGAAACCUUCGCGAGUGACACUGAAGAGGCGCUGGGGUCCCUGGAGGAGCCGGCGCUGGGCACAGAGGACAGCCAUGUGGUCUACAACACCUGUGACCUGGAGGUGUUCUGAUGCCCGGCAGGCCUGCUGCGCUCCAGUGCACCACCACUAACUCUCAGGAUGAAAGAAAACAUUUAAAUAGUCAGAGUGACUGUGGAAGACUGUUUUGAUUUUGUCCUAAUGUUCACGAAUAGCACUUGAGUUCCCUACAUCUUAAACUCUUUAGCUUGUUAGAAGACCAUCGGAAGUAGCCAAAGGUUGUACAGAUUUUCUAUCUUGGCUGGUUUAGAAUGAUGAUAAAUUGUAAUCCUUUUUCUGUC
Molecule: messenger RNA, 1415 nt
Organism: Rhinichthys klamathensis goyatoka
Lineage: Eukaryota; Metazoa; Chordata; Actinopteri; Cypriniformes; Leuciscidae
Gene: phax
Product: phosphorylated adaptor for RNA export
Exons: 5
Coding region: 4-1167 (387 amino acids)
Biological process (GO): snRNA export from nucleus
Cellular component (GO): nucleus
Source: RefSeq, a predicted model, not a curated record